CAUACCACAAUAGAAUAUAUCGAACCAUUCUUUCACCAAAAAGAAAAAAAAAUAAUUAAUUAAAAUUUUCAUUCACAUCACCACCAUCAUCACCAACAACAACAGCAACAACAACGUUUUCGUCCACAGAACCUGUUGCUAUUUGCGUGUGUUCGCGAUCUGCUUUCCUUGUAACGCUUAUCCUCUGACGUACGAGUUUCUGUUAAUCUGUUUAUGUAGGUAACUUGCCAAAUUGGAAGACCUAGUUGAUAGUUUCUAGUACUUGGCUAUGAAGGUUGAGCCUAAUUGGAACCAUGGUUGCGUUAGGGGUGCACUUUCUGGACUCUUGGGGUUGAAUUGAGGCUAAUUGACUGUGAUUCUGUGUUUUGUCAAUUUCUUACUGUGACUUAAUUUAGGUUAAUUGGUUGUGAGUUGUGACGAUGGAAGCUAGAUUCGGUGCAGAAGCUUAUCAUUAUUAUGGUGUGGGUGCCUCUUCUGAUAUGAGGGGUAUGGGGAAGAGGUCUGCUGAGUGGGAUUUGAAUAAUUGGAGGUGGGAUGGGGAUCUGUUCAUUGCUAGUAGGGUGAAUCCAGUGCAGGAGGAUGGGGUUGGUCAACAACUUUUCCCUCUUGUGUCCGGGAUCCCAGCGUCGAAUAGCUCUUCUUCGUGUUCUGAGGAGGUAGAUCUUAGGGAUCCCAUGGGGAGUAGGGAAGGGGAGAGGAAAAGGAGAGUUAUUGUGCUGGAGGAUGAUGGUUUGAAUGAGGAAGGAGGUACGCUUAGCUUGAAGCUUGGUGGGCAUGCUGCGGAUAGGGAGGUUGCAAGCUGGGAUGGGGGGAAUGGGAAGAAGAGCAGAGUGGCUGGUGGGGGUGCUUCGAAUCGCGCUGUUUGUCAGGUGGAGGACUGUUGUGCAGAUCUGAGCAGGGCUAAGGAUUAUCACAGGCGUCAUAAAGUUUGUGAGAUGCACUCCAAGGCCACUAGGGCACUUGUCGGAAAUGCAAUGCAAAGGUUCUGUCAACAAUGCAGCAGGUUUCACAUGCUUCAAGAAUUUGAUGAAGGAAAGAGAAGCUGUCGAAGACGCUUGGCAGGCCAUAAUAAACGAAGAAGGAAAACAAAUAAUGAAGCUGUUCCUAAUGGAAAUCCUCUAAAUGAUGAUCAAACUAGUAGUUAUCUGUUGAUAAGUUUGUUGAAGAUACUUUCAAAUAUGAAUUCUGACAGAUCGGAUCAGACUACAGACCAGGAUCUACUGACUCAUCUUCUAAGGAGUCUUGCUAGUCGGAAUGGUGAACAAGGGGGCAAUAACUUGUCUAACAUUUUGCGAGAACCAGAGAAUUUGUUGAGAGAAGGGGGUUCAUCUAGGGAGUCAGAGAUGGUGCCAACUUUACUCUCCAAUGGUUCUCAAGGCUCUCCAACUGAUAUAAGACAACAUCAAACUGUAUCUAUGAAUAAAAUGCAACAAGAAGUGGUGCAUGCACAUGAUGCUAGGGCUACUGAUCAGCAGCUCAUGUCUUAUAUAAAGCCCAGCAUUUCAAACACUCCUCCAGCUUACGCAGAAGCCAGAGACAGUACCGCUGGACAAAUCAAGAUGAAUAAUUUUGAUUUGAAUGACAUAUAUAUUGACUCAGACGAUGGCAUAGAAGAUCUAGAAAGAUUGCCUGGAACUACUAAUCAUGUCACUAGCUCUCUUGAUUACCCAUGGACACAACAAGAUUCCCAUCAGUCAAGUCCACCUCAGACAAGUAGAAAUUCAGAGUCUGGAUCUGCCCACUCCCCUUCUAGUUCCACUGGAGAAGCUCAGUGUCGCACAGAUCGUAUUGUUAUCAAACUCUUUGGUAAAGAGCCGAGUGAUUUUCCUCUUAUACUUAGAGCACAGAUUCUUGACUGGUUAUCACACAGUCCUACUGAUAUUGAAAGCUACAUACGACCUGGUUGUAUUGUUUUGACAAUUUAUCUGCGCCAGGCUGAAGCUGUUUGGGAGGAAAUUUGCUAUGAUCUGACUUCUAGUUUGGGUAGGCUACUGGAUGUCUCAGAUGAUACUUUUUGGAGAACUGGAUGGGUUCACAUCAGGGUGCAGCAUCAGAUGGCAUUCAUUUUCAAUGGUCAAGUUGUCAUCGAUACAUCACUACCUUUCAGAAGUAACAAUUAUAGCAAGAUUUUGACUGUUAGUCCUAUAGCUGCACCAGCAUCAAAGAGAGUUCAAUUUUCCGUUAAGGGUGUCAACAUGAUACGCCCUGCCACGAGGUUAAUGUGUGCUUUAGAAGGGAAAUAUCUGGUCUGUGAAGAUGCUCAUGAGUCGAUGGAUCAAUACUCCGAGGAGCUUGAUGGACUUCAUUGCAUCCAGUUUUCUUGUGCUGUCCCUGUAACAAAUGGAAGAGGAUUUAUUGAGAUUGAGGACCAGGGUUUGAGUAGCAGCUUUUUUCCUUUCAUUGUUGCGGAGGAGGAUGUUUGCUCAGAUAUCUGUGGGCUUGAGCCUCUACUAGAAUUAAGUGAAACUGAUCCAGAUAUUGAAGGGACUGGAAAGAUUAAAGCCAAAAGUCAAGCUAUGGAUUUCAUUCAUGAAAUAGGUUGGCUCCUUCAUGGAAGCCAGUUGAAAUCUAGGAUGGUUCACUUAAGCUCCAGCACAGAUCUCUUUCCAUUGAAACGGUUCAAGUGGCUCAUGGAGUUCUCUAUGGAUCAUGAUUGGUGUGCAGUAGUGAAAAAACUGCUGAACCUACUGCUUGAGGGAACUGUCAGUACAGGAGAUCACCCAUCCCUGGAUCUAGCACUUUCAGAGAUGGGUCUCCUUCACAGAGCUGUAAGGAGAAAUAGCAAGCAGUUAGUGGAGCUGCUUUUGACAUACGUUCCUGAAAAUAUCUCUAAUGAAGUAAGACCUGAAGGCAAAGCACUGGUUGAGGGAGAGAAACAGAGCUUUUUGUUUAGACCUGAUGCUGCCGGUCCUGCUGGUUUAACACCCCUUCAUAUAGCAGCUGGGAAAGAUGGUUCUGAGGAUGUACUGGACGCUUUAACUAAUGAUCCUUGCAUGGUGGGAAUUGAGGCAUGGAAAAAUGCUCGUGACAGCACAGGCUCCACACCUGAGGAUUAUGCGCGUUUACGUGGCCACUAUACUUACAUUCACUUAGUGCAGAAAAAGAUUAACAAGAGACAAGGAGCACCUCAUGUGGUGGUUGAGAUUCCCACAAAUCUGACAGAAAACGACACAAACCAGAAGCAAAAUGAGUCGUCCACUACCUUUGAGAUUGCGAAAACCCGUGACCAAGGGCACUGUAAACUUUGUGACAUUAAAUUAUCUUGUAGAACUGCAGUUGGCAGGUCUUUGGUAUACAAACCUGCAAUGCUCUCCAUGGUGGCAGUAGCAGCAGUCUGUGUCUGUGUGGCCCUUCUGUUUAAAAGUUCACCUGAAGUUCUUUACAUGUUCCGACCCUUCAGUUGGGAAUCGUUGGAUUUCGGAACAAGCUAAGGUUUAUUAACUUGCACCUUUAAUAAAACUCGAUAGGUGUUGUAUGAGGAUGUUGUAUUCAUAGGCUGAAUAACCGAGAUUUCCUGUAGGACCGGUUCUCUGUAUUGGCUAAACUGUGCUAUAUUACACGUAUUUGUUAUCCGUCAAUGGACUGUCUUUGUACAACUUUGUGCAAUGUAUGUGGACGCAACAUUUUAUGAAAGUUGAAGCACUCUGUUUAGGAUC
This is a messenger RNA of Lotus japonicus, 3656 nucleotides long. RefSeq names its product squamosa promoter-binding-like protein 1. Lineage: Eukaryota; Viridiplantae; Streptophyta; Magnoliopsida; Fabales; Fabaceae. Gene Ontology annotation, cellular component: nucleus. The coding region runs from base 420 to 3431 and encodes 1003 amino acids. Gene Ontology annotation, molecular function: DNA binding. The transcript is spliced from 11 exons. The record is from RefSeq and is a predicted model, not a curated record.